CAGACGUUACGUUGACUAUAAUGGCACGUACUAAGCAGACUGCUCGCAAAUCGACAGGAGGAAAGGCUCCUCGCAAACAGCUCGCUACUAAAGCCGCAAGAAAGAGCGCUCCAGCUACCGGCGGCGUGAAGAAGCCUCAUCGUUAUAGGCCCGGUACUGUGGCUCUUCGCGAGAUCCGUCGUUAUCAAAAAAGUACGGAAUUGUUGAUCCGUAAAUUACCAUUCCAACGACUCGUUCGCGAGAUCGCUCAAGAUUUUAAGACUGAUUUACGUUUCCAAAGUUCUGCUGUAAUGGCUCUUCAAGAGGCUAGCGAAGCAUAUCUCGUAGGAUUGUUUGAAGAUACCAACUUGUGCGCUAUUCAUGCUAAGCGAGUCACUAUCAUGCCUAAAGAUAUCCAAUUGGCACGUCGCAUUCGUGGCGAACGAGCUUAAACAAAACUAAUAAACAAUCGGCCCUUUUCAGGGCCAACAAUUUUUCUUCGAAAGAAUAUCUUCUUAUUAGCAAUGCAUUUAUUUCUUAAUAUGAGUGUAUAGCUAGAUCAUAUAUAUUAAAAUAGUAUAGAUCUAUAGAUUAUAUAUAUGAGUAGUUUAUUCUUAAUUCCAAAAUACACUUUUGAAUUUAUCAUUUUUAAAAUAAUAUAACUUAUCAUUUAUGCUUAUAUCAUCCUAACUUAAUAUUUUUUCAGUUGCGUUGAAUUUAUUACAGCGAAUGAGUCUUAAAUUUAAUCCAAGCCUUUUUAUAGUUUGUAUAAUGUAGAAAG
Molecule: messenger RNA, 760 nt
Organism: Formica exsecta
Lineage: Eukaryota; Metazoa; Arthropoda; Insecta; Hymenoptera; Formicidae
Product: histone H3
Exons: 1
Coding region: 21-431 (136 amino acids)
Cellular component (GO): nucleosome
Molecular function (GO): structural constituent of chromatin; protein heterodimerization activity; DNA binding
Source: RefSeq, a predicted model, not a curated record